Linderina pennispora is the source of this 2811-nucleotide messenger RNA. RefSeq names its product calcium ATPase. Gene Ontology annotation, molecular function: ATP binding; ATP hydrolysis activity; P-type calcium transporter activity. Lineage: Eukaryota; Fungi; Kickxellomycota; Kickxellomycetes; Kickxellales; Kickxellaceae. The transcript is spliced from 2 exons. Gene Ontology annotation, biological process: manganese ion transport; calcium ion transmembrane transport; intracellular calcium ion homeostasis. The annotation marks the transcript as partial. The record is from RefSeq and is a predicted model, not a curated record. Gene Ontology annotation, cellular component: endoplasmic reticulum; plasma membrane.
GAGAAGCUCGUCGCCAUGUUCCGCACUGACCUCAACAAUGGCCUGUCGCCCGAGCAGGUUCUCAAGCACCGCGAAUUCUACGGCACCAACGAGCUGCCGCGACCCGUGCGCCGCCCCUGGUGGAAGAUUGUCUGGGUCCAACUGACUGAUGUCAUGGUACUGAUGCUGUGUGCGGCCAUCGUUGCCACCGCCAUCGAUGGCGAGUGGAAGUCGUCGAUCGUCUUGGCUGUCGUGGUCGUGCUCAACACGAUCGUCGGCUCGUGGCAGGAGAUCAAGGCCGGCCGAACCCUCUCGGCACUGGAGAAUUUGAGCACGCCGCACGCGCAGGUCAUCCGCGACGGCAGUCUGGAGACCAUUGAUGCAGCUGACCUGGUUCCUGGCGAUCUAGUCGAGGUCAGCGAAGGCGAAUCAAUCCCUGCCGACUUGCGACUUGUUUCAUGCGCGCAGCUCGAAAUCGUCGAAAGCGUGCUGACUGGCGAGAGCAUUGGUGUGCGCAAGGAUCCAAAGGAAAUCAAGGUGCGUACCCGCCAGCUGCCUCUGGGCGACUGCAAAGGCAACGCGUUCAUGUCAACGCUGGUGGCUCGCGGUCGUGGCCGCGGCAUCGUCAUCCGCACCGGUGCAAAAACCGAGAUUGGCAAGAUCAGUGUUGCCAUCAACCGGUCGGCAUCGUCGGUGAGACGCACGCCGAUCCAGCGCAAACUUGCCCGCCUCGGACUCUGGCUCGUGGUCUUGGCCCUGUCGCUAUGCGCCUGCAUUGUAAUUUGUGGUGUUGCCUGGGGCCGCAAGUUUGUGCCCAUCUUCAUUACCGGCAUUUCGCUCGCUGUGUCUGUGAUCCCUGAGGGCCUGGUGGCCGUGACCACAGUCACUAUGUCGCUUGGUGUUCAUCGCUUGGCACGCCGGAAUGCCCUGGUGCGGACCCUUCCGGCUGUUGAGACUCUUGGCAGUGUAACAGUGAUUUGCUCCGACAAGACCGGCACGCUGACUGAGGGCAAGAUGGGUGCUAGCGAGCUGGUUGAUGCCAACGGCAUAUUGUUCGAGUUCACAAAGUCGACAUCGCAGGACCCAAAUGAGGGCGAGGUUGUGUAUCGCGGUCAUGUCAGUAGGCGCACCGCACCGCCCAUGGAUAUGACGCAGACAGAGAAGUAUGGCACAGCGGCUGCUGACAUGUCGAUGGUUGCCAGCGCGUUAUGCAACAACGCAGAGGUGUUUUACGACGAAGCCGAGGCUCGGUGGAAGAGUAUUGGAGACCCAACCGAAGUCGCCAUGGCCAUUGCUGCGCAAAAGGCGGGUGUGCGCAAGCGGGAGUUUGCCAGUGCUGAUCCGGCUGCCACGCUCAAGCUUCUAGUCGAGAAUGCAUUCGACUCGGACCGCAAGCGCAUGAGUGUUGUGUACGAGGUCCCCAUGCACAGUACCAGCGGUGGGUCGACCACAAGACGCUGCCUGCUGGUGGCAGUCAAGGGCGCUCCUGAAGAGGUGCUUUCGAAGUGCACACAUCAGCUCACCAGUAAUAACAGCGCGCCGCUUACUGACGAUCUUACCGCUGCCACUGGCGAGCACUGCGAGGGCAUGGCCGCCCGCGGUCUGCGCGUGCUGGGUCUUGCGGCCAAGGUACUCUACGUCGACAGUGACCUGCCGCUCACUGAAGAGACGCUGGGUGAAGCGUGGGCGGAAUGUGAUUUGGUGUUUGCUGGCCUGAUCGGUCUGAUAGACCCACCCAGAUCGGGCAUCGUCGAGUCGGUGCACCGCUGCCAUGAGGCCGGUAUCAAGGUCAUUAUGAUCACCGGCGACCACAUUGGCACUGCGUCGGCCAUUGCUGAGUCUAUCGGCAUUCUGCAGCCAGACCAUGUUGAGAACAGCCGCGCGAUUACUGGUGCUGAACUAGACUUACUCUCUGACGAAGCCACCGCUAUGCUUGACCCCUUCCCCAGCGUCUUUGCGCGCGUGUCGCCGGAGAACAAGAUCAAGAUCGUCAAGGCACUGCAACAGACCGGCCACAUCGUUGCUAUGACUGGUGAUGGUGUCAACGAUGCAGCAGCGGUCAAAGGCGCAGAUAUCGGCGUUGCCAUGGGCCUCGGUGGCACCGACAUCACCAAGGAGGCAGCAGACAUGGUCCUUGUCGACGACAACUUCACAACCAUUGUGGCAGCGGUUGAAGAGGGCAGGCGCAUUUUCGACAACAUCCUGAAGUUUAUCCUGUACCUGCUCAGCUGCAACUCGGCCGAGAUCUUCCUGUUCCUGUUCGCCUCGGUGCUCAAUCUGGACCUGCCGUUCACAACAAUCAUGAUUCUGUGGGCAAACAUCAUUGCCGACGUCCCGCCUGCGCUGUCGCUUGGUAUGGACCCGCCCGAGUCCAACAUUAUGCGCCGCCCGCCAAGGAACCCAAAGAGCGGCAUCCUAGUUUGGCGCACAACGCUGGUCCUGCUUGCGCAGGCGUUCUUCAUGGCCGCGGUCACCUUUGGUGUCUUUUUGUUCGCUGCCCUGACACCCUUUGGCGUCACUGUGCUGGCAAGCAAGGAUGGCACAAGCCCCGACCUCUACACAGCCUCGAUCUUCCAUCGGGGCAACCCAGAGACCAAUGCCGACGAGAACAUGUUUCCACAUAUUGCCGGCGCCCGCUCUGUGGCAUUCGGUGUUCUCACCGUCUUGCAGCUGAAUCAGGCAUUCCUGUCACGCUCUGUGGACCGCAGUUUGCUUGAUACGGGGCUGCGUUCCAACAUGUGGAUGGUCGGUGGUGUGCUUCUGUCGUUUGUUCUGUACAUCAUUGGCACAUAUGUACCCAGGCUCAAUGACUGGCUCGAGCUGGUGCCACUG